AUGAAGCCCUUUGCCAAACGAGUCAUUUUCCAGGCAUCGCGGGUGACCCUCGUCGUCGUAACAGUUUCCCUCGCUGUUCAGACAUACUUGGCGGGCUGGAAAAAGCCACAGCCUGUGGGUAUCGACUCUCGGCCAAUAUUUGACGAAAAAGCAGCUCCCCAGAGUCUCUGGGAUGAGAUCCAGCAGAAUGCGAACUUGACUAAAUUCGCCAAACUGGUGGGAGAAUUCGACGACAUUGUUGGUGGUCUUCGAGCACCCAGAGCCCAACUCACCGUCUAUGCGCCUACCAAUGAAGCCUUUGAGCACGAACAUUUCCCCUACGAUCUGCCAUGGUUCUACUGGAAAUUCCUAGUCGGAUACCACAUGGGCAAAGGAGGUAUCUCCUCAGAGGCAUUGCGCAGCCAAAACACCGUUUCAUCGUUCGUCAAUGCCGACAUCUUCUUCAAGAACCAGCAGCGAAUCAGCGUGCAGAACAAUGUCGACGGAAUCACUUUCAACUUCCGCGCGAAGCUGCUCGGAUCACAGCCAGCCGUCAACGGCCAUCUUCAUGUCGUCGAUCGACUUCUGAUGCUGCCGGACUCAACUGCUGAUGUUUUGCGAUCCACGGCCACAUUCGGGAUCUUCCGCCAGGGACUCAUUGACACCGGCCUUGCAGAAGUGAUCAAUGAUACAUCAACACAUACGGCACAGACUGUAUUCGCGCCGUCCGACGCCGCAUUCCGCAAACUAGGCCGAAAGGUCAAUGCUUUUCUUUUCGGCCCUGGUGGGCGCGCAUACCUCAAAGCUUUGCUUUCGUACCAUGUCGUCUCGAACGAGACGUUGUUCUCUGAUGUUCUAUUUCCCACGAAGAAUGGGGAGCAGAUUGUUCUUGAUCUCAAGUCUGCCUCGAAUGAUGUUUCGCUCUCUACUCUGGCUCGUGGUCAUGAGGUUUCUGUCCGCUCGGUUCGACACACUAGUGGUGAUCGCCGGGUACUUUCGGUCAAUGAUGAGUGGGAGGUGAGUCGGCCGGAUAUUGUGGUUAUGGAUGGUGUGGUUCAUGAGAUGGCUGAUGUGAUAUUGCCGCGGAUUAUGGACGGGGAGGAUCAGUUGGAGAAACAGCGUGGUUGGUGGUCGAUUGUGUCUCGUUCUUUGAAUGUCGGGGGAAUUACAGUAGAAGAUCUUAUGGAGCGGCUUCAGCCACUGAUCGAAAACGAGUGA
Penicillium olsonii is the source of this 1197-nucleotide messenger RNA. The record is from the annotation of a GenBank genome assembly. NCBI's taxonomy places the organism in Eukaryota, Fungi, Ascomycota, Eurotiomycetes, Eurotiales, Aspergillaceae.